This is a messenger RNA of Leucoraja erinaceus (little skate), 1609 nucleotides long. RefSeq names its product SAC3 domain containing 1 (gene sac3d1). The record is from RefSeq and is a predicted model, not a curated record. NCBI's taxonomy places the organism in Eukaryota, Metazoa, Chordata, Chondrichthyes, Rajiformes, Rajidae. Gene Ontology annotation, cellular component: spindle; centrosome; nucleus. Gene Ontology annotation, biological process: spindle assembly; centrosome duplication. Bases 69 to 1457 code for a protein of 462 amino acids. The transcript is spliced from 3 exons.
CGGUCUCUGGCGCUGUGAGGCGGCGGCAACAGCCACAGGUCCGCCCGCAGCCGCCGGGCCGAAGGGGGAUGCGGGCCGCGCGUUGCCCCGGGAUGUGCCCGGAGAGGGAGCGCUGUGAGCGGCAGGGCCAGGCGCGGCUACACCGGCUGGAGGUCGCUACCGGCGCCGCGGUCAAGGAGUGGCGGCGGCCGGCGGCGGGCAGCGAGGCGGCGGCUCCAGACCAGCUGAGGCCGCCAGACGUGUUGCUGCGGACCGUGCGGCACCUGGUGGCGAGGGUGGUGCCGCGGGCCGAGCCCCGGGCUGGAGUCGGGGCCGAGCCCGGGGAUGAGGUCGGGGCCUGGGCUGGAGUCGGGACCGAGCCCGGGGAUGAGGUCGGGGCCUGGACUGGAGCCGAGCCCCGGGCUGGAGUCGGGGCCGAGCCCGGGGAUGAGGUCGGGGCCUGGGCUGGAGCCGGGGCCGAGCCCGGGGAUGAGGUCGGGGCCGAGCCCGGGGAUGAGGUCGGGGCCGAGCCCGAGGAUGAGGUCGGGGCCGAGCCCGAGGCUGGAGUCGGGGCCGAGCCCGGGGAUGAGGUCGGGGCCUGGACUGGAGUCAGGGACGAGCCCGGGGAUGAGGUCGGGGCCUGGGUCAAGGCCGCAGCCGAGCCGGGGGCUGGAGUUCUGCCCGAGCCCUGGCCCCUUGUCCACGAGUUCGUGAUGGACCGGCUGCGCAGCGUCCGCCAGGACAUGGUGUCCCAGCGCCUCGGGGGCCGCCCGGCCGCCACCAUCCUGGAGCACAGCCUCCGCUUCCUGCUCUGCGGGCAACUCUGGCUCGGACGCCCGCCGCCCUCACCCCGUCCCCGGCACAGCCAGCCCGGCUCCGUCGAGGCCCAGGUCCGCGAGUGCUUCAGCCGCCUGCUGGCCGCCUACAGCCAGGGCCGGGACGUGUACGAGAACCAGGCCGAGUUCCAGGCCCUGGCGCUGCUCUACGACCUGGGUUCGGAUCAAGCCCUCCAUCACGCCUUGCAGCUGCCCUCCCACAUCAAAGACUCGCCGGAGAUGCAGACGGCACUGGGCAUUAACCGUGCGCUGACAGAGGGCAACUACGUGCGCUGCCUGCGUGCGGUGCGCAGCCUGCCCUUCGUGGAGAGCUGCGCGGUGUACCGGCACAUCGCCACCCUGCGGCACAGGCUCCUCCGCGCCUUCAGCCACGGUUACAGCUGCUGCAACUGCCGCUUCCCGCUGCAGGCCCUGGCAGAGAUCCUGGCCGUGGACACCGGGGACACAGCGGCCGACCUCUGCCGGCGGCAUGGGCAGCAGGUGAACGGGGACUCGGUGUGUUUCCAGAAGAGCAGUUACGUGGAGCCCGACCCCGACAUCCAGCCCGCACCGGAAUUGCUGGAACUGGUGACGAUAAAACAGAGAGGCAGGACGAGGUCAAGCAUCAUCCAGGGGUGCAAGAUGCCAUCAAUCGACCGCUGAACGGGCUCUCCUCACCUACUGCCCUAAACACCAUCCAGAUAGCCCCGAGACUGGAGAGGUCAAUUUAAAUGGCUCUCCCCAUAAUUUUUGAUUUCUCAGUACUUUCUUCUCUUUGUACAAAAAUUGUUUUGUUAAAAAUAUUUUAAGGUAAA